CCUACAGCCCCGAGCUGGCCUCUGCCCUGCACACCUACCGGAUCCCCCCCUCCCAAGCCGACGAGAUGGCUCUGGCCGCGGAGUUUGACCAGCCGGACAAGACCCGGAGGUGGCGGGAGGGGCUGCUGAAGUCCAGCUUCAACUACCUGCUGCUGGACCCCAGGGUGACCCAGAACCUGCCUGCCCGCUGCCAGCUGCUCAGCCCAGCCCAGGCCUUCCAGACCUUCGUCCAGGCCGUCUUCUACGUGGGCAAGGGGACGCGCGGCCGGCCCUACCGCCAUCUCUACGAGGCCUUGAGCCACUACCAGGAGGGCCAGGGGGCACCGGCAACGCAGGUCUCCUCCAAAGUCCGGCACAUCCUGGAGAUUUGGGCCGGGGGCCAGGGGGUCGUCUCCAUGCACUGCUUCCAGAACGUGGUUCCUGUGGAGGCCUACACCCGCGAGGCCUGCAUGGUGGACGCCAUCGGUCUGAGGAGGCUGACCAAUCAGAAGAAGGGCAACUAUUACGGCUCGGUGGCCGCCUGGCCCAUGAAACGCCGGCGGAGCCUGGGGGUCUUCCUCCUGCACCGAGCUCUGCGGAUCUUCCUGGCUGGGGGCGAGCGGCAGCCGGGGCCCGCGG
Molecule: messenger RNA, 618 nt
Organism: Notechis scutatus (mainland tiger snake)
Lineage: Eukaryota; Metazoa; Chordata; Lepidosauria; Squamata; Elapidae
Source: RefSeq, a predicted model, not a curated record